AAAUUUUUCAAAUUUUUUUUAUGACCGUUUUGUCCCUACCCUUCUCCUUUUUCCAACGCUCCUCUCUCUUCUUCCCCUGUUUUCCUUUUUCUUCAAUUUCUUUCUCUGAAAGAUUUUGUUAUUUGAAUUGAAACCAUGAAAUUCUAAUAAAGAUCUUUCUUUUACACAAAGAAAGAGCAAAAAAAAUUACCUUUAAGAAAAAUUAAGAACAAUAACUCUGAUGGGUUGUUUUCUUGCUUGUUUUGGUACUUCUAAAAAGGAUCGUAAACCUAGAAGAAGACAUAGGAAUCAGGUUUUGCCAAGAGGAGCCCAACAACAAAGGAAUGCUAGUUUCAAUUCCGUACAAUGUGUUGUCUCUUCUGUAAGAGAAGAGUCUGAAAACCCCAUUAGCUUAGUUGAAGAGCUUUCGCAGAAGCAGCCCGAGGUUCAACCAAGCUUGAGUACAAGGAAAAAGGUGACUUUUGAUUCAAAUGUGAAAACUUAUGAACAUGUUUCAACUCAUGAUGAUACAGAUGUUUCACCAGUUAGUGAAGAAGAUGUUAAGAAAAAGGAGAAGGAGAAAGAGAGAGAUCAUGCCAAAUUAAGCUUAUCUAAUUGUUCUUCUGAAGAGAGUUCGAUCACUUCGAGCUCCUUGCUAUCUUUUCCCCCGAAUCAUAGGUAUCAAAAUUGUAGAGAAAGUGAUGAUGAAGAAGAAGAGUUGGAUUUUGGGGACAGUGAUCUUGAUGAGGAUGAGGAUGAUCUUGAUGAUGGGGAGUUAGAUUAUGAAGAUGAAAUCAUUGCACCGAAAAGGGUAGCUUUCGGGGAAGUGGAUAAUGAGAUACAAACAAUUGGGUUGAGCCGAAAUGCUCGAGAUAGAAGAGGUUAUGUUCAUUCUGUCCUAAAUCCGGUUGAAAAUCUUUCUCAAUGGAAAGCUGUGAAAGUAAAAGGAGGUAAACCAGUAAUGAUGUUACCUCAGAAAGAGAAUAAUUUCUCAUUAGAUCAAGAACCAAAUUACAAGGAGUUAUCUCUUAGUUUCAAGUCAAAAAAUGACCAAUCCAUUAAGCCAAAGCAAGAUAUGGCAGUUGAUGCUAGCCUCUCAAAUUGGUUGGUUACACCAGGAAAUACCACACCUAUUAGUAAGACUAGCUCAUUUGGUUUUACUACUCCUGAUAGAUGCACAUCUCAAGGAUCAAACUCAGUGAAAAGCAAAGAUGAAGAUAGGCCAAUAUUAGGUGCUUUGACUGUUGAAGAGAUAAGGCAAUUCUCAACAACAAAUUCGCCGAAGAAAUCCCCUUGUCGAAGCCCCGAUGAGAUGCCAAUAAUAGGUACUGUUGGAACCUAUUGGAGUCAUUCAGGGGCUACUACUACUAGCAAUGAUUCUGGUACAGAUACUUCUUUCAAAGGAAUACCAAACACAACUAGCAAGUACAGUGAGGAUAGAAGAGUGAAUUGGCACACUACUCCAUUUGAGACAAGGUUAGAGAGAGCUUUGAACAGAGGAGGGACUACUGAACCUAUUGGCACUCUUAGCUCAUAUUAGAUACAACUUGUGAAAAUGUUCAUUUGUGAUGAUAAGUUUGGUUGUGCAUUUUGUUGUUGUUGUUGUUGUGUGUUGAUAAUGACAUUUUUUUAUUCUUUUUUUGUGAAUGGGGUUGUGUUUGUGAUAUAUUGGCCUUGCAUUGUAACUUUCUAUUAAAUCAAAAUUAUAGAUGAUAUUUUGUUCAUUUGAUGAUCA
Cannabis sativa is the source of this 1714-nucleotide messenger RNA. RefSeq lists its product as uncharacterized. The transcript is spliced from 4 exons. The record is from RefSeq and is a predicted model, not a curated record. Gene Ontology annotation, biological process: male meiosis II. NCBI's taxonomy places the organism in Eukaryota, Viridiplantae, Streptophyta, Magnoliopsida, Rosales, Cannabaceae. Bases 221 to 1519 code for a protein of 432 amino acids.